UGGCUGUGCUGUCCUCGGUGCCUCUGGAGGCUGGGUGUCACUGUGGGUGGAGUGGGGUGGGGAGGGCGGUGCACGUCUCCAGCAGAUCCCUCCCGCCCCCCUCACACACGCUGUGACCAGCAGCCAGACAGCCAGACGGGCAGGCAGCCUUCUUACUACACCCGGCAGCACACACCACUGCAGUCACAGCAGCGUCUCAUGCCUUCACCUGCUCCGGGGUAGGCAGCCGUCCAUCAGUCCGUCCAGUCGAGCAGCCAGGGAGGUGGAAGCCUGAAACGUCCGGGUGAACAUGCUGGAAAACGGGAGGAAAGUGUUCAAGGAGGGUCUGCUGGAGAAGCGGAGCGACGGGCUGCUGCAGCUCUGGAAGAAGAAGCACUGCGUUCUGACCGAGGACGGCGUGCUGCUGCUGCCGCCCAAGCAGCACGACCAGCCGCAUCACCACCAGCCGCACCACGGCGGCGGCGGCGGCGGCGGGGACACUGGCAAAGUCAAAGAGCUGCACUUCGCCAACAUGAAGACGGUGGACUGUGUGGAGCGCAAGGGAAAGUACGUCUACUUCACGGUGGUCAUGACGGAAGGGAAGGAGAUCGACUUCAGGUGCCCGCAGGACGAAGGCUGGAACGCGGAGAUCACCUUGCAGAUGGUCCAGUACAAGAACCGGCAGGCGAUCCUGGCCGUCAAGUCCACCCGGCAGAAGCAGCAGCUGCUCGUCGUGCAGAUGCCCGGUCAGAAGACGGUCCGCAGCUCGCCAAAUGUAGCGUGACCUGCGGCGAGUCCCGCGGACAGUGGAGCGCCAUUAUCGGUUAAUUGGACACUCAGCUGGAGGAUGAAUAUCGAGCUGGGCUGCAUCUCCCCCCCCUGCCGCUUCACCACCGAGCUCCGCCCUCCAGGAGGACCCCUGUUCCAUGUAGUGGUUUCCACAAACCAGCGCCACCCCGUCCCCUUUUCAAUACAGAGACUUCUUUCACAAAAGACUUAUGGACAAAAAGCAUGUGAGAAAACAACUGUAUUCUACCGUGCGAUUGGGUUCAUCCCUUAUUUAUUAUAUGUGUAUAUAUAUUUUCUAUAAAAGAAAAAAAAAUGUUAUGUUGUUGAUGAAUGUUCAGUGUGGUUGUUGCCGGAGUGGAACAGCAAACAGUCGCUCAGACGUUCUUAGCCUACACGUUACUCACAAAGUCCACGGGGAAUGAGCUUUGGGUGGUUGCUGUGGGUGAGUCACAUCCGCUCAUUACCGGUGUGUCUUUGAUCAUGUAUUCAUUUUUUCAACAGAACCAAAGAAUCAUUUCAUCACGUUUCUCUCUGCAGUGUCACAACUCAGAAUAUACUAUACAAAAAUACUAUAGAUAUAUGAUGAGAUACCUGCAUGGCCUGCUCCUAAUUUGUUCGAUGGCUUGAUUUCUUAAUGCAGUACAUCUUAGUGUUUUCAUUGUGCGUAUCAGUAAUUUUCCAUCAUUUUACGUGGCCGCGUUCAAAAUCUGCUUUCUUGUGAGUCUUAAAUCUGUUCCUAGCUUAUUGCCCUCUGUUUGCUUUCAGUAGUUUCAGAGAAAAGCUUAGUGAUGUAUGAAGCAACAUUCACAGCGGAGUGACUUUGACAGUUUUCAGUGGUGGAGCUGCUCUAAAGGCAGUUUAAGUGGUUGGAUUCAAUCUGAGCACGUGUGGAUGUGCGAUCUGAAGUUUAAAACUGGAAGAGGAAAAGCAACUUGACAUUUAAAAUCCUCUUGCAAUUCUGAGUUACUUCCUCCGUGUUUAAACCAGGAGAAGCUCUUGCAGCUUGUAAACUGUGUUGCACCAUCUCCUUUUAUUCAGCCUCUGCCUCUGUUAGAGUGCAGCUGCUCCACAAAAGAUCCAAUCGUCUCUACAUCAUCAGGCUUGUGGAAUCAUAUGUUUUUGUCAAAACAUGUGCUUGUAUUUUGUUUAAUCACUUUCCGGGCCUUGACUAGAUCUGGUUUUGCCGUAUUCGUUGCAGAAAGUUGCGCAUUGGCUUCUGUAAGUUUGGGAAAACAUGUCACAUUAGAAUCUUUCUUUGCUGAGCCGGCAGACUUUCUGCUGACGCACGAAUGACACCAAGUUAAUUUUCUAUGACACAGCGUUGCUUGAGUUUUUCAUUUUCACUGGAUUCAAAAGCUCAAACUGUGAUAAUUGAGAGUUUUUUGGGACACACAGAAAACUGUAUUCCUAAUUCCUUCGUUCAUUUCAAAGACUUAAAGUCUUCCUGACGCAGCAUUUCUCCAAUAUGUGGUAACUGUGUGACAACAGGCGUUUGUGAGAGUUUUGUGCGAAAAAUAAACAUGUUUGUUAGUUAGCUGCUGACUUUCCAAUAUAACAUGACUUUUUCUACAUAACAACUAGCUAAGUUAGACUUAAACAGACUUCACCCACUGAUUUUUUACCACAACCAAUCAGAUUAUUCCUGUCUCUGUAGCAGCUCUGCCACUGAGAAAAGUUCAAAACGCUUUAUGUCUAAAUUGCAAUUUUGAAAUGGCAAGGCAUGAAAAAGAAGAAAAAGAGCAGACUAAACAACGUGAUUGUUGUGAAGCUUCCAGAGGCGUUGAUACACGGGGGUAACAUUUAGUGCAACGUGACAGCUAAUGGUCUCAAAAAUUGCCUCAGCAUUGUUUUUUUUUUCUUUCACGACUGGAACGUCUUGCAGUAAGGAAACAUUUUAUUUUCACUCUAGCUCAUGUUGUUUCCUGUUUGCUGGAAGUGUUUCCCACUGCUUUCCCCUCUCACCAGUGUAUCGCUUCCAAACCAACACAUGCCUCCGUGUUGUUGUCAUCUCCCACACAGGGUAAUAGCUAUGCCCUUUAUCUAAUGUGACUGGUGUGAUGCUUCUCUGACAUGCCUUCCUGUUGCCAUCAUUAAACACACAGUUAUAGCUGUGUCCUUUGUAGCCACUGUUUAAUUUCUUAUUUCAACGUGAGAUCUAUUUUCAUACCUCAGAAAGAUACAUUCCAUUAAAAAAAAAAAAGAGAGAAAAAAGAAAAACACAGCAAAGUGUCUCAUGUGG
Messenger RNA from Scatophagus argus, 3007 nucleotides. RefSeq names its product pleckstrin homology-like domain, family A, member 1 (gene phlda1). Gene Ontology annotation, molecular function: phosphatidylinositol phosphate binding. Bases 290 to 763 code for a protein of 157 amino acids. NCBI's taxonomy places the organism in Eukaryota, Metazoa, Chordata, Actinopteri, Scatophagidae. Gene Ontology annotation, biological process: positive regulation of apoptotic process. The record is from RefSeq and is a predicted model, not a curated record. The transcript is spliced from 2 exons.